UCUCUUUGUUUAAAACAAAACGGAAAGAAAGGAAUCCGGCUGGAAAUACAUAAUCGUCAAACGCCACGUGGAGGGAUCCUGAAGGUCGAUACCCCACAUUUUCUUACUAUAUCCAUUUUCCAUCUCUCUCUUUCUACACUUGGCUUGAUCUCCCCUUAUAUAAACCCCUCUCAAGUCUCCAUUUCUAUUCACUCUCUUCCUUCUCCUGAUCAGUCCUAUUAUCUCAUUGCUCACCGGAAACAGAUUUUCUGUAGAAUCACACUUAGAGUUCUGAGACGACAAACCGCUCUCAGCCAAGCCAUGGCAGGCGGAGGGUUCGUCUCGUCCGCGGGAGGGACGGAGUUCGAGGCUAAGAUCACUCCGAUCGUCAUCAUGUCUUGUAUCAUGGCCGCCACCGGCGGCCUCAUGUUCGGCUACGACGUCGGUGUCUCAGGGGGAGUGACGUCGAUGCCGGCGUUUCUGGAGAAGUUUUUCCCGGUGGUGGCGAGGAAGACGCAGGACCCCACGCUCAACAAUAGCAACUACUGCAAGUACGACAACCAAGGCCUGCAGUUGUUCACGUCCUCGCUCUACCUGGCCGGCCUGACCGCCACUUUUUUCGCUUCCUACACCACCAGGACGUUGGGGAGGCGGCCGACCAUGUUGAUCGCAGGGUUGUUCUUCAUCGCCGGGGUGGUGCUCAACGCCGCCGCUCAGGACCUCGCCAUGCUCAUCGUCGGGCGGAUCCUGCUCGGAUGCGGCGUCGGAUUCGCCAAUCAGGCAGUGCCACUUUUCCUAUCAGAGAUAGCACCAACCCGAAUCCGUGGAGCGCUCAACAUACUGUUCCAGCUCAACGUCACCAUCGGCAUCCUCUUCGCCAACUUGAUCAACUACGGCACCGCCAAAAUCAAAGGCGGAUGGGGCUGGAGGCUUUCCCUCGGCCUCGCCGGCGUCCCUGCAGUCCUCCUCACCGUCGGCGCCCUCCUCGUCUCCGAAACGCCCAACAGCCUCAUCGAACGCGGCCGUUUGGACGAGGGCAAGGCCGUCCUCCGCAAAAUCAGGGGGACCGACAAGAUCGAGCCGGAGUUCCUCGAGCUCGUCGAGGCCAGCCGCAUCGCCAAGGAAGUGAAGCACCCGUUUCGAAACCUCCUCAAGCGCAAGAACCGGCCCCCGCUCGUCAUCUCCAUCGCUCUACAGAUCUUCCAGCAGUGCACGGGGAUCAACGCCAUCAUGUUCUACGCCCCCGUGCUCUUCAACACCGUGGGGUUCGGCAGCGACGCCUCCCUCUACUCCGCCGUCAUCACCGGAGCGGUCAACGUCCUGUCCACGGUCGUCUCGAUCUACUCCGUCGACAGGCUCGGCCGCCGCAAGCUCCUACUCGAGGCCGGCGUCCAGAUGCUCCUCUCCCAGGUGGUGAUCGCCGUGGUGCUGGGGAUCAAAGUGACGGACCACUCCGACGACCUCGGGAAGGGGUUCGCCGCCCUGGUGGUGAUCAUGGUGUGCACGUUCGUGUCGGCGUUCGCGUGGUCGUGGGGUCCGUUGGGAUGGCUGAUCCCGAGCGAAACUUUCCCGCUUGAGACGCGGUCGGCGGGGCAGAGCGUCACCGUGUGCGUCAACCUGCUGUUCACUUUCGUGAUCGCGCAGGCUUUCCUUUCGAUGCUGUGCCACUUCAAGUUCGGCAUCUUCCUCUUCUUCUCCGGGUGGGUGGCGGUGAUGUCGGUGUUCGUGUUUUUCUUGGUGCCGGAGACGAAGAACGUGCCGAUCGAGGAGAUGACGGACAAGGUUUGGGCGCAGCACUGGCUGUGGAAGAGGUUUGUGGAGGAGGAUGGUGACGUGGAGAUGGAGGGAAGAGUCGGGGUCAACGGCAAGGGGAAUGGUAGUAAUGGGGUUGACUAUUCUUCUUAGUUACGUUGCGUGUUUGUUUUAGACAGACAAAGUGUGGGACAGGGAAUAACUACAGAUGGUGUGGUAAUAAUAUGUUUGAUUUAUAAGGAGAUGGUAUUAUUGGUAAUAUUAAUAUAGGGUCUU
Linum tenue is the source of this 2007-nucleotide messenger RNA. The record is from the annotation of a GenBank genome assembly. NCBI's taxonomy places the organism in Eukaryota, Viridiplantae, Streptophyta, Magnoliopsida, Malpighiales, Linaceae.